GGCCCGGGCGGGGAGGCGGAGCGGGGCGGUGGCCACAGCUCGGGCCCGCCGCGCAAGAUGGCGGCGGCGGAGGCGGUGGUGCGGCGGUUGUGGCGGCAGGAGCAGGAGCUGCGCUGGCUGGCGGCGGAGGUCGGCCGCCUGAAGGAGAAGGGGGCGCCGCUCUCGGCCGCCAGCUGCAGCCCCGAGGUGCAGCGGCUGAGGGCCGAGAACGAGAAGCUGCGAUACCGCCUCCUGCACCUGCGCCGCAGCCUGGCGGCCGAGCUGGCCAGGGCAGCGCCGGCGGAGCCCCCAGCCGGAGGCGAGAAAGGCUCUAGUGAAAGUCCAAGUGUUGAAUUGAAUCAAAAUAAAGAGGAAAAGGAAAAUGAAGUCAGUGGACACAGGAGUGAUCAUGAGCCAAGCUUCAUAGAAGACAGACUGAAGCUUUAUGAAGCACUGAAGAAAGAACAUGAUGCUUUGCUAGCUUACAGAGCAGCCAACCAGAGCAAACCUAUCAAAAUUAUUCUGACAGAUGGAAAGACAGUGGAAGGGGAAUCAUGGAAAACCACACCAUAUCAAUUAGCUGUAGGAAUCAGUCAAGGGUUGGCUUCAAAUGCAGUCAUAGCCAAAGUGAAUGGUGAACUGUGGGACCUGGAUCGUCCACUGGAGGGAAAUUGUACUCUGGAGCUGCUUAUGUUUGAUGAUGAAGAAGCACAAGCUGUUUAUUGGCAUUCAAGUGCUCAUAUUCUUGGAGAGGCCAUGGAAGGUUAUUAUGGGGGCUGCUUGUGCUACGGACCACCAAUUGAGAAUGGAUUUUACUAUGACAUGUACAUUGAAGAUAGAGGUGUAUCCAGUACUGAAUUCCCAGCACUAGAGAACUGCUGCAAAAAUAUCAUAAAAGAGAAACAGGCUUUUGAAAGGCUGGAAGUCAAAAAGGAGAUCCUAUUAGACAUGUUUAAGUAUAACAAGUUUAAGUGUCGUAUACUUAAUGAGAAGGUGAACACACCAACUACCACAAUAUACAGAUGUGGUCCACUGAUCGAUCUCUGCAGGGGUCCACAUGUGAGACACACUGGAAAAAUUAAGGCCCUUAAAAUAUUUAAGAAUUCCUCUACAUAUUGGGAGGGAAAAGCUGACAUGGAAACUCUGCAGAGAAUCUAUGGAAUAUCCUUCCCUGAUAAUAAAAUGAUGAAGGAAUGGGAAAAAUUCCAAGAAGAAGCUAGAAACCGGGAUCAUAGGAAAAUUGGAAAGGACCAAGAACUCUUCUUCUUUCAUGAUUUGAGUCCUGGAAGCUGCUUUUUCCUCCCCAGGGGUGCCUUUCUUUAUAACACACUCACAGAUUUCAUACGAGAGGAAUAUCGUAGGCGUAAUUUUACUGAAGUUGUAUCUCCAAAUAUCUUCAACAGUAAACUCUGGGAAGCUUCUGGGCACUGGCAGCACUACAGUGAAAAUAUGUUCUCUUUUGAGAUAGAGAAGGAAACUUUUGCCCUUAAACCGAUGAACUGUCCAGGACAUUGCUUGAUGUUUGCCCAUCGCCCACGGUCGUGGAGGGAAAUGCCUCUUAGACUUGCAGACUUCGGAGUUCUUCACCGAAAUGAACUCUCUGGGACUUUAAGUGGCUUGACUCGUGUAAGGCGCUUCCAACAAGAUGAUGCUCACAUCUUUUGCACAAUAGAACAGAUUGAAGAGGAAAUUAAGGGCUGUCUUGAUUUCUUGAAGUCAGUUUAUGCUGUCUUUGGCUUUACCUUUCAACUGCAUCUUUCAACAAGACCAGAAAAAUAUCUAGGAGAUUUAGAGAUUUGGGAUCAUGCUGAAAAGCAACUUCAAAACAGCUUGAAUAACUUUGCAGCACCGUGGACGUUGAAUCCAGGAGAUGGAGCAUUUUAUGGUCCUAAGAUUGAUAUUAAAAUUAAAGAUGCUAUUGGCAGAUACCAUCAAUGCGCUACUAUCCAACUUGACUUCCAACUACCCAUUCGAUUUAAUCUUACUUACGUUGGUAAAGAUGGCGACGAUAAGAAAAGACCAGUGAUUAUUCACAGAGCUAUUCUGGGAUCUGUGGAGAGAAUGAUAGCUAUUCUAGCAGAAAAUUAUGGAGGAAAAUGGCCAUUCUGGCUGUCUCCACGGCAGGUCAUGGUUGUGCCUGUGGGACCUACUUCUGAGGAGUAUGCACGGCAGGUGUGCAGUGAGUUUUUUGAAGCAGGAUUUAUGUCAGAUGUGGAUCUAGAUCAGAGCUGCACGUUAAACAAGAAAAUUAGAAAUGCACAGCUGGCUCAAUAUAACUUUAUCUUAGCAGGAUCUUUGAUGACCACGAAGCAUUUACAGCCCCAAUCUACAUUUGCAAAAAGUCUUACUUCAACAAGUACAAAUACUCCCAAUUUUAAGACAAUAGAAAGUACAGAAAUUCCAUCUUAUGUGACUAAAUGUCCUAGUAACGGACUUUGCAGUAGAUUGCCACCAGACUGUAUGACGUGUAACACAAACUAUUCUUGUGUAUAUGGGAAGCCAGCCACUUUUGAUUGCAAAGUCAAGCCACAUGUUCAUUGUGUUGAUCAGAAUAACCAUGAGCAGGAGAACUUUACAAUUAACAUGACGUGCCAGUUUUGCUGGCAGCUUGCAACAACGGAUUAUGUAUGUACCAAUUCUACAAACUGCAUGACAGUUUCUUGUCCACGACAGCGAUACAAUGCCACUUGUACAGUGCGGGAUCACAUUCAUUGUUUAGGUAAUCGAGUCUUUCCAAAGAUGCUCUAUUGCAACUGGACUGGAGGUUAUAAGUGGUCUACUGCCUUGGCGCUAAGCAUCACCCUUGGUGGAUUUGGAGCAGAUCGUUUCUAUUUGGGCCAGUGGCGGGAAGGUCUGGGAAAACUCUUCAGCUUUGGCGGACUUGGAAUAUGGACACUAAUUGAUGUGCUACUCAUUGGUGUGGGCUAUGUGGGACCUGCAGAUGGUUCUCUUUAUAUUUAAAUGUAGAUGCAACAUAUUUCAGAGAGGAGUAAUUGUGUGGAAAAGGCUCUAAGGAGAAGAACGUAGAAAUUUGAGCCGUUGAGUUAGAACAAAGAACAGCUGUUCUUUUUAUGUGCAUAUAUUUUAAUGUACAGUAUCUGUACUUAGUUUGCCUUUAACUAAGGUAAAAUAAAAGAGUGGAUCACUAAGUUGACAUUCAUUUCCUUUCUUUUAUGGACAUGCUAUUUUUCUAUGAAAAAAGUUGAACAGCUAGCUGGAUUCUGCACUGUUGAGCUUGGAUGGUCUGUCAAGCAUCAAACAGAUGUAAGCUACCUUGAAUAUUGAGUUGUUUACUUCAUAUUGUAUCUCUGAGUUUAACUUUAACUUACUUAAACAUGUUAGUAAUAUUUUUUUUUUGUAUUUGUGGAAGGAUAAUUUCUUUGCCUGAGGUACUCUAGCAGUAUGUAGAGCACCAUGUUCUGUGAUCUUAAUUACGUUUAUCUCUGUUUUGGGGCAUAGCAAGACAUUUGCUUAGUGACUUGUUGACUGAAAACUGCAGGGUUAUAGGAUUAGAUUGCGCUAACACUAAAAUCUAAAUAUGAAAUGAAAUACCUUUUAGGAUUAUGCCAGGAUGUCUGUAUUUAGCUUGGGUUCGAGUGAAAGGUACAUUUAUUCUUGUGCUAGCAAACUUGCAAGUUAAUUACAAAAAAAAUUAAGGAGAGGGGGUGGGGAAUAUAACCAAUAUAAUCCAGUUCAGACUCGUAGCGCUGCGUUUGGGGACGAAGUACCACGGUCAGGGCAGGGGCCGGGCCGAGUGCAGCGGGUGCUCCCGCCCGUCCCGGCGCCCCUCCGCCGCCGCUUGUCGCUUCUCUCGAAUAAAGUGCAGCUGUACCGGCA
This is a messenger RNA of Cygnus olor (mute swan), 3816 nucleotides long. Its product is annotated as threonine--tRNA ligase 1, cytoplasmic-like. Gene Ontology annotation, molecular function: ATP binding; threonine-tRNA ligase activity. NCBI's taxonomy places the organism in Eukaryota, Metazoa, Chordata, Aves, Anseriformes, Anatidae. The record is from RefSeq and is a predicted model, not a curated record. Gene Ontology annotation, cellular component: cytoplasm. Bases 58 to 2940 code for a protein of 960 amino acids. Gene Ontology annotation, biological process: threonyl-tRNA aminoacylation. The transcript has 23 exons.